Styela clava is the source of this 4514-nucleotide messenger RNA. RefSeq lists its product as uncharacterized. NCBI's taxonomy places the organism in Eukaryota, Metazoa, Chordata, Ascidiacea, Stolidobranchia, Styelidae. The record is from RefSeq and is a predicted model, not a curated record.
UGAUAAUGUACCCGUAUCGUUGAUAAUGCGCCAUUCCUAAUGUGACCUAACUUUUCCUAAUGCGCAGUUUAUUUGUUCAUUUUAGGCGACCACUCGUAUUAAUGCUGCACGAAGAAGCAUAGUCCAAACUAGCCAAAUUAGAGUCCAGCUACUAGUCAGGUUGUAAGGAUUCUAGUACAAUGUGUGAGCUUAGUUGUUUCCUUGUGAUGGAUACAACCAAUUCAAACUGUGAUAAUUAUUCUUACUCAUGGAUACUUGAAAGUUAGAAACAAUGGACCAGAGUCUAAUCGAGGCAGUUUUGGAGAACCACUCGAGAUCACAUACCGCAAUUAAUAGAUUGCAUGAUCAACUCCAAUCAUUAGAAAUAUUGCAAGAUUCUGCUAGAAGAUCUUUUACAGCUGCUCGAGUCUCUGGUGCUGAAUUGGAUAGGUCAUCUAACAAUUUGUUGCGAUCAUCAUCCCAAAUUUUAGUUCCAUCUCCUGAAGUAACUUCUCCUGUAUAUGGAAGCAAAUCUGCCUCUGAUCUGCAUGACAUUUCUUCGAGAAGACAUUUUUAUAAGGACGUGAGUCCAUCAAAAAUGAGAUUAUCUGAAAGCCAGACUUCUGGAUUCGAUGUAUCUGCAAUUCUCUCACAACUGUCUCCACCCAAACCAUUUGCUUCUGAAAAUUCAAACCGUUUAUCAUUUGGAAGUCACAAUAUGAGCGGUGAUGAAUUGCUGGGAAUUCUCGAUAAAAUAUCAGUCACUGGUCAUCAGUUGCAAACAGAACUUCAGGAUGCUAAAGUUCGGGAGGCACAUCUUAUUAGGGAAGUUCAAAAUGCAAAGUCAAAGCAGAAUGGAUUUCAGAAAGUAUCUCCGUGGAAAAGUAAUGAAUUUGGAUCAACUUGCGCUUUCUGUAAGACUGGAAAACAUGUCUCAACAAAAAUGAGUAGUGAUGAUGCUGCGAAUAUUCGAGCAAAAUGUGAAAAACUACAGGAUGCAAUGUUAUCUCUGCAAGACGAAAACAUGAAAUUGAAUAGAAUGUUGAGGCUUCCUUCACAUAGCCAGGAGAAUGAUUCGGUAUCAACAAGCGAUUCUAAAUUGAAACAAAAUGAUCAGGAAUUAAUUAAGCUCCAAGAAAAAAUUGAUAAAUUAAAGAAGCAAUUGGAUGAAAGUGAGAAAAGUUUACUGAAAGAAAGAGACAAAGUGACCUCAUUUGAAAUAUCUCAGCAGGUUUGUCACCAGAAAAGAGAUGCUGGAAUCAACACCUCAUCUGAAAAGUUGAACUAUAGAGAGAAUUCUGAGAAACAGCUUGAGAAUUUAUGUUCAAGAUUACAAAUAAAAGCUGAUACUUUGCAAGAACAAAACAGUGAAUAUUCGAUGCGAAUUCAAAGAUUAGAGAAAUGUAUAAGUUCAGCCAAUGAGAGUAAAAUGUCAGAUGAAACAUAUAACAUACGGAUAGAUGAUUUACAUAAUGCACUUCUUGCCAAAGAUGAUCAACUGAAAAGUUUAGAAGCCAAACUGAAAUCUGUGAAUAAACAAAUGGAGGAGACGGAAAACAAAACACAAAAGAUGAAAACUAAAGAUAUUUGCAAAAGAAAGGAAGUUUUAUUACUUUGUGAAAAAUAUGAACAACUAAAGAAAAAUGUCAAAAGAUUGGAGUCAGAUCUACGAGAUUCUCAAAAGAAACUUCAAGAAUCAACAACAAAAGCAUGGGCAUUAGAAACCUCGUAUCAAAAGAAUGCAGAAGAAAAUGAGAUUCUGAGACAUCAACUUCAACUACAUGAAAGCCUCAUUAACUCAACCAGAGCUUGCCAAAAUGGAAACGGUACUACGAAUAUUUUAAAAGAUUAUGAACGAUUGACUGAGAAAUAUGAGGCACUAUUGGAUUUGAGAUUGAGAGAAUAUGAUAGAGUGAAAGUAAAUGCAAAAACAAAGAAAGUAAUGAAGCAAAUAAAUGUUGAACGGAGACAUCACACGGAUAGAAAACCUGAUACAAGAAGAUCGUUAAUUAAAGAUUAUGACCAGCAUGAAAGAGUAAUGACAGAUUCUAUGUGGAAAAGACAACAAGACUUCAGAAGAUUUUAUGCUCGAGAUGAAAUUUCUGCUCCAUCAAGAUUGAGAAGUCAAUCAGCAGAUGAAAUUCCAAUCAAUUCCUGUCGAUCAGAGCCGAGAAAAAUUCACAUUCAAUCUAAUUUGAAGGAAGACUUGCCCAUGAGAAUGGAAGAAUUGAGUUAUCCUCGUCACACGUCGCGUGGAAGCUAUUUACCUGGUGAUGAGUCAGGAUUGAGAUAUUCAGAUGGUGAAAAGUAUCUUCCUAAAAGGGAUUUCAAUAAUAAUAGUAAUAACAACAACCACAUGCUGAGCCAUUUCGACUCUAAAGGCAGAGAUAGAAAUAUGCUGACUAGUACUCCAGUGAAAAUGUUGGAAUCGGAACAAGACAGGAUUGAAAGACGAGAAAAAUAUGAUGAUAAAGAAGGAAAAUCAACUUUUGUUGUACCUACUGACAGGCAAAUACCGUUGCUGUCAUCGCGGAAGAACACAAUUGAUAAUCGUACAGAAUCAAAAACACGUUCAAGAUCGUUAUCUCCUAUAAGAAUUGAUGAUAAAGAUUUUGAAAACAAAAUGGAAGAUUUCAGACCUUCAUCGAGCAGAGAGUCUCAAAAAUCUGUUUCUUUUAAUUUAAAUCCAGCACAUCGGCGAACAAAAUCAACUAAUUCUGUAAUGGAUGUCGGUUUCGUCGGAUCAAAAUUAACAUCACCUCGCCGUGAAAACAUGCUAAUGAAGAGAAAAAACAUCUCUCCAGUUGAAGUUCUCGAAAAGGUGAAGAGCGCAUAUCAAGAAGAGUAUUUGCACAAUAUGAAAGGAGUGGACUGGAUCAUAUCACCUGAGAAUUCACCACCUGACCUGAAACAAAGCUCAAAUCUACCUGGAAGUUAUGUAAAGUCCGCUAGUCUAUCACCCUCACAAAAAUCGUCACUCAUGGGGGCCACAUUGUGUGCAAAUAGAUAUAAAAGAAGCACAGAAAGUGUGAAAACACUUCUGGAGAAAAAUUAUGGCACAAAUCACUCCAAUGGAAUAUCAGGAAGUAAACAUGAAACCAUCAGUGAAUACGUUCCUACUCGAAAGUUAUCCAGCUCACCCAAAAGUAUUUUAAAAAAACCGAAAGAUUCAAAUGCAUCUUUAGGUAAUUCAAAUAGAAUACCUGUAGUAGUGAGGGAAAAAUUUUCUCAUCAUAAAAUAGACUUCGAUUCUACUUAUGAUCUGUCGCCACCUGAAAUGUUUCGCGAUUUAAAUCGAAAAGAUGAAAGCGUCGACAGUACACAGACUGUCGUGAAUGAAUCUGUUGAAAUUAUAGAUAUAAAACCAAAAUCAAUGAAUCAGGAUGGCACUUUGAUUUCUCCGGAUUCUUCUUUUAAAAGCGAAUCACAAGUUUCUGGAAAAAGAGAGUAUUAUGGUAACGAAGUUUCAGAAAUGAUAGAAAGAAAAGAAGAAAAAAUAAAACGUGAAAACAAACCUGAAAAUCUUAUGAUCCCAGUGCAGUUUUCAAAAGAUGAUGACACUGAUUCUUUGGGACAGUCUAGCAUAUCAAGUACCCGUGAUCAUAUCGGAAGAUUUGAGUUUUUACAAGAAAUGCAGUCAACGCUGAAAAACCCUGCGUUUUCCUAUCAGAAACAACCUUUCAGCGACAUGCCAGAUUCAAAUGACAAAAUAAACCUUGAUUCUGACAUUGGACUCAGUGCACGGCAACAGGAAUAUGCAGAUAAAUUGAUCAAAAAAUACAUGAAAAAAUCGAAUAGCUAAUUGACAUAUUCUGAGAUAACAAGACAAAAGAAUGAAUAUUGAAAAUUUUGAAAAAAAUUGAUUUGAAAAAAUUAUGAAGAAAUAAAUGCAUUUAAAAUGGGUUUCUAAACCUCAAGUCUUGUAGUUAAUUUAUCAGUUAUUUCCACCUUGCCCCUUUUUUUCUAUGUUUUUAGUGAUUUGCCAUUUUUGUAUGGCUAUCGAGCAUAUGGGAACCUUACUUUUAUUGCACGUUGUAGAUACUGUACAGUUCUUUUAUGGUGGAGGUUUCCGAUAUUUCUAAUGAAAAUUUGCUUUCGUAAGUUAGAAAUAGGUAUAAAGAAUAACAAUAUGCUUGAAUUAUGAUUCUUUUUGAACAUUGUAUAUACUUGAAAUACCUGCUGCUAUGUUUUUGUGAUAAUUCCAAAGAAUAUUUCUCUUGUAUAUUUUUAUGAAUUCAAAAAAUUUUUUAUGACAAGCAAAAUUUCUAUUUUUUGCUGCUGUAAGGCUAAAGUGAUUUUAUACAUUUUUAGGUAAUUUGAUAAUCUGGUUUGACCGAAAUGACCUGCUGCUUAUGUUUGAAAUAUUAGAUUGAGAGAAGUGAACCUUGGCACCAUAGUUGAGGAUGAGCAAGCAUAUUACUUCGUUAAUAACCUUGCUUUUGGGGCAAACCAGCCAUUUGCUGCUAUUUCUGUAUCUGCUGCUUAAAAUUUAUUCUAAAAUUGCUAUUUUUAUACAAAAUUACCUAAGAAAUAUG